UCCUAAACCCCGAACUCACACUUCUUUUGCAGGAAAUAACGACGUCAUAUUUCGAGUUAACAACACCUUUGUUUCUAUAGUGUUCCAUAUAAUAUGUAUUAUUUCCAUAAGAAGGGCUUUAGAAUUUCAGGGUUCGGUACUGAUAUAUGACGUAACAGUUGAUGGAGACUGAACACAACCAUCAUCAGGUGACCAGAAUGUAAACACAAAGAAGAAAGGCUAACUCUAAGACCAUUGGGACCUCAGAAGAUGAAGCUAAACACUUCAGAAGUGGGUGAUGGUCCUAUGGAAAAGGAGCAGAAUGAAAUGGAGACAAACAGUGACGAAGAUGAAGAAUAUGAUGAGGAAGAGUUCCUGAAACUGAAUGCUGAUCUUGAUGCUCUGAACUCUGCUCUGGACACCAUUGAACAGAGGAAUGAUGCUAUCAAUGAUCGUCUGAGGAAGAUUCUGGAGGAGAAUCGGGCUGCUGUUGAAGAGAUAAAAGAGGAAACACAAUCAUCACAGAUGUAGCAAAACACAGGGAUACAUGUAUAUUAAAAAAGAUAAAAUGUUGCUGCCAGUAUUUAACCCUAUCACUGUGGCGGGCACUUACAGUAUAUAGCUACUAAAAAAAUGAAAAAUCCUAUUCACUGUGGUUUCAAAACUGCCCAGUGAGGUGUUGGACCAUUAUUAUUAGUGGUUAUGUUGUCCAAUGACAACUGACUAUGUGUUGCCAUAGAGUAAAUCGCCAAUUUUCCCCUUUCAUGCAUCAGUAUCACUCAAAAUAUCGGAAAGACUUGUACAAGAACACUGCACUGUCUCAUGUAGAGGAGUAUUCAGAUUAUUUACUGUAAUGGAUUUACUGGACAGCAAAAUGGAUAUCCAUGCACAUUGGUAUGUGCUAAUACAAACGCUGACACUGUACUGUACACUAAUUUGUGUAAGAGAUACAAAAAAAAAUACAAUAGAAAAUUAAAAUUGUAGUAGCUCAUAUUAUGACAGCACUGACUACUUUACUCCAGCAGAUGACAUGCUAUGUAGCAGCAGUAUAAAGUAUCAAUUCCUAAUGAUAAAUAUUCAUUUCAUUUGGUCAGUCCAAGUAUGAAUCUUUUUUUUU
Messenger RNA from Homarus americanus (American lobster), 1096 nucleotides. Its product is annotated as bublin coiled-coil protein-like. Bases 250 to 510 code for a protein of 86 amino acids. The record is from RefSeq and is a predicted model, not a curated record. Lineage: Eukaryota; Metazoa; Arthropoda; Malacostraca; Decapoda; Nephropidae. The transcript is spliced from 2 exons.